CAAGUCUGAAAGCUUUGGUUAAAGAAUGAUGGUUAUGUGACUAUGAUGGUGACCUAGUGAUCAGUGAGCUACCUUGGAUUUUCUCACACGGUUCUUGGUAACUCGUCCGCCUGUUUCGUCCCUGGCACCAUGGUCCACUGCACACAUGAAGCGUGUAAAACUAGUCUCAUGUCAGGGAAAAAAAUCUUCAGGAGAACACAAAUUUUAUGGCUACUUCUUCACUACUAGACAAUACUUAAAUAAAAACAUAUAAAAGUUGUCAAGCCAAUAAUACUUAUUUGAAGCAAGCAGUAGGCUGUCAAUAGUCAAGAAAGGUGUGCAUCCCAGAUUCUUAUCAAGGAUGGGGAAGACCAGAAAUUUCAGAGUAUCGACAACCAAACGGAUACAAAACAUUAUUUCCAAACGACAAAGGUAGUUAAUACUACUAGAUGAUAAUUACAACCGCGCGUUGGCAGCACAUUGCAUGCCUAGGAUAGAGGAAUAAUGUAGAGAUUAGCUUCCGUCAAAAAAGAACAAUAACCUAGAGAUAAGCAUCAUCUCAAGUUAUAACACAUACGGUACAUACGACAGACCCUUUGUCUGUAAUACCUUAUCAUCAGCGAACAUGUCACUAUCUAUGGAGAUAAAUAACUAUUGAGGAAUGAUGCUAGAUUUCAUACUAGUUUGACUAAUCACAACCUUACAAAAGUCACAGACAACAACAUGCGUCCAUAAAAGAAUGAUAAAGAUUUUUUGCUCGACAUGACUCAGGAUUUCAGCUCUAACUCAGGGAUGUGAAACUGGGACUUCCCUCAGCUUAGCUAAAUUUCAUUUGGAUAGGUGGAAAAUAGAGCAGUGUGCCAGCUUGGCACUUCAUAACUGGGUGGCUUUUCCCCAUAUCUGAUUCUAGAAAUUUAAACCAAGAUUAAAAAAAGAGGCCUUUCUUGUUUGGAAAAUUAUAUCUUAUGCCAUGUCACAGAAUACAGAGAUCUGCUAUAUAAUUAAAAAACUUUUUUUUUUUUGUUAAUCAAUCAACUCAGGAGUUCAAUAAUGAGUAAGCAUUAUGUAUACUUUCCUCAAGAAGGUCUUAAAGUUCUUUUUUUGUGUUUGCUAAUCUCCCCUUCAAAUUCAAAUAAACAUGUGAGACAAAAAAAGGUACCAAUGAAGAGGAAAGUCUGUCCAAAAAGGAUUUUGGGAUCAUGAGAGAAUCAAAGGUAUAUAUGCACAUACCGAUGUAAGAUAUAUGUACUGUGGAAAGGAAUUAGACUCUCAUUAUUCCAAUAGAGUACUGCACUUAGUUGGAAUUUUCUAAUCUCCUAGUGUCUUGGGAAUUGUACUUGUAUAAUUCACCUUUAGAAAAUCCAAGGGAACACAAUUAAAAAUUCCUAAGGUAGCCAUCUAGAGAUCUAGAUUAUUCUGUGAGGAGGCUUAAUUAUAGGAAACACGACAUACAUUAGAUGCUAAGUACUUGACAUUGAGUUAGUUUAUUAAUUAAGUGAAUUGUAUAUUAGAUCACAAGGUUGCUAAUCCCAAACAUACUGCAGAAUACAUACAUCUCAUUGAGAUCCUCACAAUGGAGACCCUACGUGAGUUACAACAGGUGAGGCUUUUAAAACUUCUUCUAUAAGUAUCUGCAGUUUAGUGCACACAAGGGUGCAAAAAGUUGGCCAAAUAGUAGGAAGGGAAACCCUACAAAGUAAGCAACCAAGAGAGCUAAGACUAUAAGUCUACAACUUAAAGCUUCGCUUCUUUCUUCUCUGAGCUUUUGUGCUAGCUUUUCUCCAAAUUUAACUAGUCUUUGAUAAGAGCAGAGCCAGUGCUUAGAGACCCACAUUGUUUAGCUCCGUAGAAAUAUAUGGUAGUCCCACACUGAGUGGAAGAAAGGGUUCGUUUUAGCUCCAGUAAUCAGCAGAAACCAAAAUCAUUUAGCUACUGCCAUCGAGUGAAGUUUGACCAUACAGAUUAAUCGUUAGGGUUUGUAGCUGGUAACUUCUUGUGAUUAGAAGCAGGUGAGCACUGUUUGAGAUAUACAGCAUACAGCCAGUGGUUUGUUUUACUGUGUAAACAUAUGGAUGAGAUCAGAAGUGAUGACAUAGAGAAGCAAGAUGAAGUUAUGUUACCUGGAUUCAGGUUUCAUCCAACAGAUGAAGAGCUUGUCAGGUUUUACCUUAAAAGAAAAAUCCAGCAGAAGUCUCUCCCCAUUGAGCUCAUCAGGCAGCUAGACAUCUACAAAUAUGAUCCAUGGGAUCUCCCAAAACUAGCGAGUACUGGAGAGAAGGAAUGGUAUUUCUACUGUCCAAGGGAUAGGAAGUACCGGAACAGCACAAGACCAAACAGGGUAACUGGAGCAGGCUUCUGGAAGGCCACUGGAACUGACAGGCCAAUCUACUCUUCUGAUGGGAGCAAGUGCAUAGGCUUGAAGAAAUCUCUCGUCUUCUACAAAGGUAGAGCAGCCAAAGGUGUCAAAACCGACUGGAUGAUGCAUGAAUUCAGGUUGCCAUCACUCACUGACCCAUCACUGCCGCAGAAGAAGCCACUGGAGAAGACCAUUCCACCAAAUGAUUCCUGGGCGAUCUGCAGGAUUUUCAAGAAAACCAAUUCAACAGCACAGAGAGCUCUCUCACACUCCUGGGUAUCUCCUCCGUUAUCCAGAACAAAUGAAAACUACAUUCGGCCUUCCUCACAGGCUACACAGAGAAGUCAUCACAGCUCAGAGAACACAUCCUCUACGAUGACAGACAUCAUCUCCUCCAUCCAGUUCACUGGCAGCAGUUACAUGCCUUCAAUAGUUUCCUCUUGCCGCAACCCUGCAAGCAUCAUUGACAGCAGCAGCAGGCCGGCUGCGUCACUUGUGCUCCCCUCAUCUGGUGCAGAACAUCACACCAUGAGUGUCCUCUCAGCAAUCCCGCUUGAUCUUCCAGCUGGGAUGGACAUUGCAUCAAUGGUCCUCAAUGCAUCACCAACUACACUCCAGAACCUAGAUAGGAUCCCCACAAACAUUGAGUUUGGUCAACUACACCACCCCAGCAACAGCAGCAGCAGCAUGGCCAACAGAUGCACGGUUGAUUUGCCUGACAUUGGCAACAGUGUCACCGCCGCUCCACGAUCAAUCAACUUCCCAUUCAACCUGCAAGGAGCACUGCCAGAUGACUGGAGGAUGACCUUGCCUUGGGACUCUCUCCCUUGCACAACCGAGGUCUCAACAAAUUACCAGUCGACUAAGUGCUAUACUUAGUUUGUAUUCUGUACUAAUGUAGGCUUUGGCUUUAUAGUGCAGCAGACAGUAGUACCUAAUUCACCUUUUGGAGCUUCUACCUCCAUCUGCUAGCAUUGCUGUUAUCAUGGAGGGGUAUUAGAAUUUCGUUGUGUUAACAGCGAAGCUAGCAGAGUUAUUAGGAUGCAUUUGUGUGAGUUAGUACCUUUUGUGUAACGUAGGAGCAGUUCUGAUCUUCAUGUUUCAUGUGUAACUCUCUAAGACUGCAAGUCUAACUUAGCUUCAG
Sorghum bicolor (sorghum) is the source of this 3479-nucleotide messenger RNA. Its product is annotated as putative NAC domain-containing protein 94. Gene Ontology annotation, biological process: regulation of DNA-templated transcription. The coding region runs from base 2048 to 3214 and encodes 388 amino acids. Lineage: Eukaryota; Viridiplantae; Streptophyta; Magnoliopsida; Poales; Poaceae. The transcript has 3 exons. Gene Ontology annotation, molecular function: DNA binding. The record is from RefSeq and is a predicted model, not a curated record.